UAGAAGAAAUGAACUCGUAAAUCAAAGCACUACUGUAUAAUUACUUCAAAGCUCCUCAAUUUCCCAGUCCCUAAUGUAAAUCAAAGUGGAGUGGGCUGGAUUUGGGAAGAACCUCCGAGUCGAAUCUGGGCCGGGUCCGUUCAAUGUGCUGCGUGUUUGGGAUUGUUGUGAUGGGAGGAGGCGGCCAUCUUGAUCCGCAGCAAAGGGGAGGACGGCGACUCACUGGAUCAGGAACACAGGAGCGGUCGAGCUAAAAUGUUAUUAUCCCAAAUAUGUUAGCCGCCGUUUAAAGGACUAUGCUCUUUAAACGUUUAUUUUCAUUGGUAGUUCCGGUUUGAUGAGGGAACCCUUAAAAAUGGACCAACAUGGAAGCGGGCGUUUAACAGGCUAAAUCCCCGGACGAGGUUGGACAACUACAGCCGAAGCGGCUCCCCCUUUCCUCCCGUAUAUGGUUUACAUUUCUGGAUAAAGGAGUGACUAUGAAUGGAGGAUAAAUGUUGCCGAAGGCGGACAGCAGCAGUUUCGUGCUCUUCUCUCUGCUCUUUGUCCUCACGUUGACGGACCCGCCAAGGCCGGGUGCCCGGCUAGCUUUGGCAAGAUUAUUGUCAGAGCAGCGCUGCAGCCCCGGGCAGUUUGCCUGCCGCAGCGGGAAGAUGCAGUGCAUCCCCAUAUCGUGGCAGUGCGACGGCUGGACGGCGUGUGAGGACCAGAGCGACGAGAUGGACUGUCCCCCUAUAAAAGAAGAACGCUUCCGUUUCGGCCAAGGUUACGAUCAGGUGGAGGAUGUCAUCGGCGUGGCUCAGCCUGUGCGCUUCAACAAGAAAUGCCCGAGCGGGUGGCACCACUACGAGAAGACGGCCAGCUGCUACAAGGUGUACCUGCGCCGCGAGAACUACUGGGAUGCUGCCGACACGUGCCAGAAAGUAGACGGAUCGCUGGCCACCUUCGUCACCGACGAGGAGCUCCAAUUCAUCCUGAAGAUCGAGGUGGACUUUGACAAGCAAGUGUGCGAGCUCAGAGACCAGUGCAAGUUCUGGGUGGGCUACCAGUAUGUGAUCACCAACCAGAACCACUCUGUGGAGGGACAUUGGGAGGUCGUUUAUAACGGUCCCGUGCAGGUGUUCCUGCCGCCCGACGGCCUCCCCAACCUAGGCGAGGCUAACCAGGACACGGUUUUCUGCGCGCAGCUGCAGCGUUUCCAGCUCAAGAGCAUGAACGAGCGCGGCCUGCACAGCUGGCACGCCGAGAACUGUGGCGAGAAGUUCCCUUUCCUUUGCAAACGUAAGCAAACGUGCGUGGACAUCAAGGACAACGUGGUGGGCGAGGGCUACUAUUUCACUCCCAAAGGCGACGACCCGUGCCUGAGCUGCACGUGUCACGACGGCGAGCCCGAGAUGUGUGUGGCGGCGCUGUGCGAGAGGCCGCAGGGGUGUCAGCACUUCCGCAAGGACCCCAAGGAGUGCUGCAAGUUCACGUGCCUGGAUCCGGACGGAAACAGCCUGUUCGACUCCAUGGCUAGCGGCAUGCGUCUGAUCGUCAGCUGCAUCUCGUCCUUCCUCAUCCUGUCUCUGCUGCUCUUCAUGGUGCACCGGCUACGGCAGCGACGGCGGGAGCGCAUCGAAACGCUCAUCGGGGGAAACCUGCAUCACUUCAACCUGGGCAGACGCGUCCCGGGCUUCGACUACGGGCCGGACGCCUUCGGCACGGGCCUGACCCCGCUGCAUCUGUCGGACGACGGCGAGGGAGGCGCUUUCCACUUCCAGGAGCCCCCUCCGCCCUACGCCGCCUACAAGUACCCCGACAUCCAGCACCCCGACGACCCCCCGCCUCCCUACGAGGCCUCCAUCAACCCCGACAGCCUCCUCUACGUGGACCUCAGACACGGCGGGGUGCCGGUGAUUCCGCCCGUACCGCCGACGGACGUGCUCCGGCGAGCCCCGGGCGCCCCCGCCGGCCAAGUCCGAGAGGACUCCGUGGACAGCGGCACCCUCCUGGUAGGACCCGACACCCCCGUGGACGCCGAGGACGACUCGGCGCCGCCCGUCGACGCCUCGCCGUCGUCCCUCAGCACCGCCGUUUAGGACGGACGGACGGACGGACAAACAGGCAGGACUGUUUUGUGUAUAAAGAAGACUAAUUUAAGGCUGCCUUUUUACUGACGCGAUGGGUCCGCAGACCCUUUCGAGCCCCGCCCCCCUUCCCUCCCGGAUGUAAAUAAACCCCCGAGCUAACUCCAUCUCGAUGCUGUACUUUUUUCACUCGACGUGUCCUUUUCUUUGAGUUUUGACGGAUGAAUGGUCGAUGGAGACGAAACCUGAACAAUUAAAAAGGAAAUAUUGGACACGCCUCCCCUUCCCAUAACAGCCUCCGUCCUCCAGGUGGAGGUCGACAAUCAUCUCUUUUUCAUCAUAUACGCUGAAAUGCCCCCAACCCUGAUAAAAUACAACUUUAUAAUGGUGAAAUCAUCUUUUUAUGGUGAGUAAAUCUAGUCGCAUCAAAUUGAUUUUUUGUGGGGGCGUGACAGGCUUUUUUUUUUUUCACUGUAAAAUUACAUUUACAUGUAAAGUGGUAACUCAUUUUCACAGAUUAAACCCCCCCCCCAUAAAAUUACAGCUCCAUAUCUGUAAGCGUAUUGCUGCCACUCAAAAAAAACAUAGUAUCAUGCAAAAACGAGAAACUAUCACAUAUAAACGGGAUAGUUGUAAAAAUGUAAUUGUGUAAACGUGAUUCUAUCAUGUCAAAAUGAUCAUUGGAUUGUAAAAAUGAGAAAAUUAUACUCAUGUUAAAAUGGAUAAUUAUGUAACAACGGGAUAAUUAUGUAAAAAUGUGAUAAUGUAAAAACUUGCUAAUUAUAACAUUUUUACAUUAUAGUUAACUGAAACGUGAUACUAUCAUGUCAAAACGUGACAACUCAUGUAAAAAUGUGAUAAUUAUCAUGUAAAAGUGUGAUAAUUGUUAAAGUUGGAUAAUUAAAACGUAAAAAUGUGAUCAUUAUCUGAAACAUGAUUCAACUAAAAAUGUAAUUAUAAUGUUAAAAAAAUGUGAUGAUUAUGUAAAAAUGUGACAAUUUUCAUGUAAACACAACUGUGGUAAAACAUGCUAAUUACCAAAUUUGUACCUUAUAAUUAUCUGUAAACCUUAUACAACCACGCUGAGGUAAAAUGUGAAACUCAUGUAAAAAUGCGAUAAUUAUAAUGCAAAAAUGUCACAGUUAUGUGAAAACUGGAUAACUCGUGCAAAAAUGUGAUAAAUUAUUUUAAAAUCUGAUACAAUCAUCUAAAAACAUGAUAAUUGUAAUGUAAAAAAUGUGCUACUGUGCUUUUUUUGUUUCAGGCAGCAAUACACUUCACUUGUAAAAUGACCAAAUUUACCCGCAAAAUUGUUUUCAUAUUACGAAUUUUUGGGGAGUUGAUCCCCACCCCUUUUUUUUGUUUGUUUUGAUGGCCACCGCGUAAAAGGAUUUUAAAGUACCAUUUCCCCCAGAAUCUUAGCGAUCCUUAAAUUUGACAGCUUGUUUCACGUCAAAAUCUUGUUUUCACAUGUAAUGAUCAUGUUGCAACUUCUGAAUUGACUUGCUUUACAACUAAUGAUUAGUUGCAAUCUGAGUAUGAAUUAUUCUUCUUUUUUGGUUAGUUUUUAUGGACAAUCAUCUCCUUGUCAUCCAUUUUGGGUGAUGUGCAUUUUUCCACCAGUUUGUUUAGGGUCAUGACAAUCCCUUAGUGGAGCGCAUGUGUAUUUUCUUUCUUUAUUGACCUGCAGUGCAUGUUUUUUUUGUUGUUUUGGGUGGGGGUAUUGUUAUUUUUGAAAUAUUAUUUUGUCUUCUCAACAGAGCUACAGGCGUGAAGGGGCACUGCUAAAAAAAAAAAGGUAUCUUGCACACAGAAAAUCUGUAUUUGUGGGUUUUAAUAUCGUUUCCCCUCAACAACUUGGAUGUCCAAAGUGUACACGACUUGAUUUAUGGAAGCAAACUCUGUAUCUGUCGUGUGUUGCUAGAUAAUUGUGCAUGCAUGUGGUAUAGUUUGAUAUAUUUAAUUUUAUUUUUUCCAACAUCCUGGUUUUUCUGGAUGUAAGCAGUUCUGCCCCCCUCAAUUCUAGUUUGGACUGAUAUGACUUUUUUUUUUAAUGUGGUAGCCUUGAAGCGAUGCUCUUGUUUGUUUAGGAGGCUAUUGUGUUUUUUCUCAACUAGAUGUACUGUACGUCUAAAAGCCAAAUAAAUGACACAGCGUGCAGGUUGA
Messenger RNA from Corythoichthys intestinalis (scribbled pipefish), 4235 nucleotides. RefSeq names its product DiGeorge syndrome critical region gene 2 (gene dgcr2). The transcript is spliced from 11 exons. Gene Ontology annotation, cellular component: membrane. NCBI's taxonomy places the organism in Eukaryota, Metazoa, Chordata, Actinopteri, Syngnathiformes, Syngnathidae. The record is from RefSeq and is a predicted model, not a curated record. The coding region runs from base 495 to 2081 and encodes 528 amino acids. Gene Ontology annotation, molecular function: protein binding.